Molecule: messenger RNA, 1915 nt
Organism: Ictalurus furcatus (blue catfish)
Lineage: Eukaryota; Metazoa; Chordata; Actinopteri; Siluriformes; Ictaluridae
Exons: 9
Coding region: 57-1049 (330 amino acids)
Biological process (GO): actin cytoskeleton organization; protein phosphorylation
Cellular component (GO): nucleus; cytoplasm
Molecular function (GO): ATP binding; protein serine/threonine kinase activity
Source: RefSeq, a predicted model, not a curated record
CUGCUGUGAGUCAGCGUGAAGCCGAGCGUGAGAUGUAGACUCUUCACCUUUCCACAAUGCACAUGAGCAAUCUGCUGAACUGCUGGAAUGAGAUCACAGGGAUAUCUGAUGUGGGCGUGUCCCCUGAGCCCGGCAGCCCCACCCUCCUCAGUGAGUGUGCAGAUACGUACUGCCAGGCCGAGCACCGGAGCCGCCUCCAUACCUGUGUCUGCAAACUGCACUUCUGGGAGGAUUUCAGCACCGAGCUCAUAGGGAGUGGCUUCUUCUCUAAAGUCUACAAGGUGACGCAUAACACCACGAUGAAAGUGAUGGUGGUGAAGGUUUAUAAGAACGACGUGGAUCAGGACGGCAUCAUGAGAGAGAUCAGCCUCCUGCAGAAACUCUCACACCCCAAUGUGGUGAGGUAUCUGGGGAUUUGUGUCAGAGAGGAUAAACUGUACCCGAUCCUCGAGUAUGUAAGCGGAGGCUGUCUGGAAGAGUUCUUGGCGAGGAGUGACAUCACACUGUGUUGGAGAGAGAAGGUGGAACUGGCCUGUGACAUCUGCAGAGGGAUGACCUACCUCCACUCCAGAAACAUCUACCAUAGAGACCUGAAUUCCAAGAACUGCCUGAUCCGAGUGACCGCACAGGGCAGAGAGGCGGUGGUGACAGAUUUCGGUCUCGCCCGGGAGGUGGUGGAGCUUCCUGUUAACAGUCCUGACAGGAAGAUGUCCUUGGUGGGUUCUGCGUUCUGGAUGGCCCCUGAGAUGCUGAGAGGGGAACCGUAUGACCGCAAGGUGGAUGUUUUCUCCUUUGGGAUCAUGUUGUGUGAGAUUCUGGCUAGAAUUCCCGCUGACCCAGAAGUUCUGCCUAGAACGCAGGAUUAUGGUCUGGAUGUGGAGGCAUUCAGUGAGCUGGUACAGGGAUGUCCACAGAAAGUUCUGGAGCUCUCAGCCAACUGCUGUCAGAUGGAUGCAUAUCGCCGGCCGUCCUUCUCUGACCUACUGGAAAAGCUAGAGGACGUUGCGGAGAAUUUGCUGCCUCCAGACUGUCCUCUGACCUCAGGAUGACCUCUGAACCCAGGCUUACAGACAUUACAGACCCACAGAGAUGGACAGGACCAGGCUUUCUGUGAUGGAUGUUGACUCUGCGAGUGAGUGUCUGCUGCAUGCUUCAGCCUUUACGCCUCACUUUAUUUUUGAGGACUUGUGUGUUUCGGGAACUGGACCGAAUUUCAAAAAGGACCUGCUACUAUACACCAUUCCUCAUGCAGGCUAAUCAGGGUUUACUGCAGGAGGCAGGAAUUAAAGUGGCAGUGAACCAUAUUUUAUGUUCAUUAGGGGAUUGUUUUGAUUGUGUAGGUGGGCAUAUCCGUGAAUAGUUCACCCGUUUUGUAUGAUUUGGAAACACUAACUUGUGUUUCCAAAUAAGCAAUAUUGAGAUCGAUCUCCAGACCAAAAAAUAAAGAUCGUCUGAUGCUGGUGAGGUGGAUUGUAAUAAAAACACUACCAGUGUUUUUUAACUCUUUACCUCAGCUGAAAAGAUGUACUUCCUGUAAGGUACCUUAUGUAUGGGGCAGUGAUGGCUUGGCGGUUAAAGCUCUGGGUUACUAAUCGGAAGGUCAGGGGUUCAAACCUUAGCACUGCCCAGCUGCCACUGUUGGGCCCUUGAGAGUUAAACCUUAACCCUCUCUGCUCCAGGGGCGCUGUGUAUCAUGGCUGUGUAUCAUGGCUGACCCUGCGCACUGACCCCAGCUUCCUAACAUGCUGCGGUAUGCGAAGAAAAGAAUUUCACUGUGCAUAUGUAUAUAUGAUCAAUAAAAACUCAUUAUCAUUAUCUCUUUAAGGAAAAGGACUGAAGUUUGCAGCUCUGCUCCAAACUGGGGUGGAGCUUAUUUCAGGACCAGAAAAAUCCUGAAAUGAAGAAACUAGUGAGA